This is a messenger RNA of Lichtheimia ornata, 711 nucleotides long. RefSeq lists its product as uncharacterized. The record is from RefSeq and is a predicted model, not a curated record. The transcript has 3 exons. The coding region runs from base 1 to 711 and encodes 236 amino acids. Gene Ontology annotation, molecular function: metalloendopeptidase activity. Lineage: Eukaryota; Fungi; Mucoromycota; Mucoromycetes; Mucorales; Lichtheimiaceae. Gene Ontology annotation, biological process: mitochondrial protein processing; mitochondrial proton-transporting ATP synthase complex assembly. Gene Ontology annotation, cellular component: extrinsic component of mitochondrial inner membrane.
AUGGAUAAAGACACCAACACAACAGCAACCACCCCCACCCCCAGCAAUGAUACUCAACCUUCGCUCAAGGAUAUGAAAAAGUUUGAAAAGUGGAGGAAAUCGCUGCAAUACAUGACCGGCCUUGGCAUGUCUGAACAAGAACGAGCCCAUUUCCAGAAGCAACUCGAAGGCGAACUCGAUUCCUACCAAUGUCGACAAUGCGAACUUUGGCGUGACAACUUGAUGAAGAACAGUCCACCUGUGCGAUUCAUGAUUGAUCACUUGAAGAAGGUUGGGCAUGAUAUGAAGCGAGACCACUUUAUUUGUGCACCAUGCGAUCCUACACGCUCUGGAGGAUUUUCACCUGAAGAUGGUAUUCUACUAUGCUACAAUCGUAUGAAUUCAAAGACGCACCAAGAACACACCAUGGUCCACGAGAUGGUGCAUUUGUAUGAUCAUCACAAGUUCAAGGUCGACUGGCUCAACUUGAGACAUCACGCAUGCAGUGAGGUACGAGCUGCUAGCCUUAGUGGAGAUUGCAAAUGGACACGAGAGAUACAACGAGGUUUCUAUACGUUCACCAAACAACAUCAAGCUUGUGUAAGACGACGUGCUGUGCUCUCAGUCAUGGAGAAUCCCAGUUGUAAAUCCAAGGAAGAAGCUGAGCGUGCUGUUGCCAGCGUGUUUGACAGCUGUUUUGCUGAUACCCGGCCCUUUGACGAGAUCUAUUAG